Messenger RNA from Megalops cyprinoides (Indo-Pacific tarpon), 567 nucleotides. Its product is annotated as ladderlectin-like. The record is from RefSeq and is a predicted model, not a curated record. Gene Ontology annotation, molecular function: signaling receptor activity. The transcript has 6 exons. NCBI's taxonomy places the organism in Eukaryota, Metazoa, Chordata, Actinopteri, Elopiformes, Megalopidae. The coding region runs from base 1 to 465 and encodes 154 amino acids.
AUGAAAAAUGAAAAAGGCAGCGAUCUGGAACUGAGCCAAAGGAACGCCUGCCCUCCAGGUUGGAGUGGGUUUCAAUCGCGCUGUUUCCUGUUUGUGGAUGAAGAGAAAGAGUGGAUUGAGGCAGAGAAAUACUGCAUCCGGUUGGGUGGAAACCUGGCCUCCGUGCACAGCAGCUCAGAGUACCGGUUCCUGCAGGCACUCACUGCUGGACAUUCCUUUAACUACCCACCUACCUGGAUUGGGGCGUUUGAUGCUGUCAAGGAACGGCAGUGGCAGUGGAGUGAUGGCACAGAAUUUUCCUACACCCGAUGGAAUGCAGAACAGCCCGAUAACUGGCACUACAAUGAACACUGCGUUCACAUGAACAUUCAAAGCACAAAAGGCUGGAACGAUGUCGAGUGUGCUCAUCUCUACCCUUUCAUCUGUGCUAUACGAAGUACAGGAUGCAGGAAGACAAGCCGCUGAUUAAGCUGGGAAAGAAUCAAGGAUGAGACUAAACUAAAUGGCCUGUCCAAAUGAAUCUACGAUUUCUUUUUUUUUCCAAGUCUUGUCCAACUCAUUAUCUCU